CUUUUUAUGCACAGAGCUGUGACAAAACUGCGACAAGAGGAUACAGUGUGCGGCCAUGAGGAAAAGUGAGGUGUUGGCAGCAGAGGCAGUAUCAUGCCUGAACAAAGCCCUGAUCCUCCUCAAAGACGUUUGGGAGGAGAUUGGGAUCCCAGAGGAUCAACGUCUGCAGAGAACCAACACAGUCAAGAACCACAUCCGGGGCCUAUUGGAGAUGAUGAUCGCGGAGGAGCACAGUCUGAAGCUUCGUUUGGAGGAAAGCAUCGAGUCAAGUCGCAGAGAAAUACAACAACUGUGUCUGCAGCUGGACCUGCCCCCCCCUCAGGAAGACAAUGGACAGACCAUUCUUCAGGCUGAGAAGGACCUGAGGACCAGAGUGGACCUCCUCUUGAAGGAAAAGUCCAAACGAAUGGAACAACUCAAAGAUCUACUCCGAGAGGACCUCGAGCUGGCCGAAAUAUUAGGAACACCUCCGUCCACCGUGUCCCCCACAAACGUCCCCAGCACGAGGACACUGGAUGACCUGAGACAGCACCUGGCCAAUCAGAGAAAGGAGAAGAGCCAGCGCGAGGACCAGUUCCGGUCCCUAAGAGCCCAGAUCCUGGUCCUGGUCUCAGACUUGGACCACAGUCCAGACUCAGGGCUGGAGUCUGACCUCCUGCAGUCAGAUCCGGACGAGUUCUGCCUGUCCUCGGAGAACCUCCACACACUGGGGUUGCUGCUGGAGCGGCUGCAGCGACGCCAGUCAGACCUGGAGGACCUGAGCUGUCGGAUUCAGGUUCAAAUUCAGAGUCUGUGGAAGCGAUUGGAGACCCCUGAGGACCAACGAGACGCCUUUACACAGAAAGUCCUACAACAGCACACGCUCACACAGAGGGUACAACAGCUGAAGUGUGAAGCUGAGCGUUUGGAACAUCUGAAGAUGGAGAGUAUUAAAUCUGUGUGUGACAGAAUUCGAGCUGAAAUCUCUGAAUUUUGGGACAAAUGUUUCUGCAGCGAAGAGCAACGCCUUGGGUUUACCACAUACUAUACAGAGGAGGUCUCAGAGCGGAUCUUGGAUAUUCUGGAGGCAGAGCUGCAGCGUCUGAAACAGUUUUAUGAAGAGCAUCAGCCAAUCAUGGAGGGCGUUCAGAAGUGGAUUGACCAAUGGGAGCUGUUCCUGGAGCUGGAGAGAAAAGCCUCAGAUCCUUCGAGGUUCACAAACCGAGGAGGAAACCUGCUCAAAGAGGAACGCCAGAGAACAGAGCUCAGCAAGAGCCUCCCGAAGUUGGAGCGUGUCCUCAGGGCUCAGAUCUCUCUCUGGGAGCAGUCUCAGAAUGCUCCGUUCCUGGUGAAGGGUCUGGACUUUCUCCAGUUUGUGGAGCAGCAGUGGAGCCUUCUACAGGAGCAGAGAGAACGCGAGAAGAAUCAGAGGCUGCUGAAGAAGGCCCGGCAGACGGAGGAGGACAUGUUGUAUGGCACCACAGUCCGGACUCCGACCAAACGCCGCUUCAUUGGAGCCUCCCCAAGUAGAACCCAGAACAGAACUCAGACCAGAGGCCCGAGUCCAGGUCUGAAGAACCAGGGACCCAGGAGUCUCAACAAAACCAAGAGAACACUGCUCAGUGGCUGCAGCCUCUCGACCAAUAGCACACUUAGGUCUGUGCAGGGACAAGUCUGCCGCUCCCCUGGGCCCCGACCCCCUUUGUGCCCUGCCCAGAUCCCUUUGGUCCGGACUCCGGUCCCCUCUAAACCUCGAGAGAACCAGGACCACCCCAGCACUAAACCAGGACUAACCCAGGACCAAAAGGAGAACCAAGUUCAGACUCUGGCCUCCAUAGCCUCCUCAUACUCCCAAUUUGUGAGAGACCUGUCCGAGUCCAACGGCCAAGUCCAGGCUCUGAACUCCACUGAUCUCUGAGUCCAGUGUUCAAGAAUGAUCCUUAAACCUGGAACGCUGAGCUGAUAUCAUAAUCUAGCGUUCACAAACACUACAGGAAGUCUCGCCCCUCUGACCUUUGACCCUGAGAAUGAAAUGAAGUUAUAUUUAUGUGUAAAUAGUUCUGAUCUGCACUUUCGAUUAAACGGCUUUGCUUUGUCACUGAAAUGUUACUAAAGAAAAAUUCAGAGGAGAGAGAGGAGAGAAAUGUAUUCUAAACAGAUCUGUAUCAUUUAUUUAAUGUUUGUGCUUUAUUAUGUUUUCUUGUGUUCUUGU
This is a messenger RNA of Periophthalmus magnuspinnatus, 2191 nucleotides long. RefSeq names its product protein regulator of cytokinesis 1b (gene prc1b). Gene Ontology annotation, biological process: microtubule cytoskeleton organization; mitotic spindle midzone assembly. Lineage: Eukaryota; Metazoa; Chordata; Actinopteri; Gobiiformes; Gobiidae. The transcript is spliced from 14 exons. Gene Ontology annotation, cellular component: spindle; mitotic spindle midzone; cytoplasm. Gene Ontology annotation, molecular function: microtubule binding. The record is from RefSeq and is a predicted model, not a curated record. Bases 56 to 1897 code for a protein of 613 amino acids.